CACCCUCUCAUACAAAUAUAAGCCCCCAAAGCGGUGGCCAACCGAUCACAUUCAUUUCGUCGCCAGACAGAGCAACAUGGCUGGGUUGGCGGUAAUCCUGGGACUGGGCCUUCUGGCUUUGGUCAGUGUUAAUGCUGAAAUGACCAACAUAUUUGCCAUGACCAAUACGAAGCUGCUCACCGAGCACUUUGCUGGUGGGGAUCAUUACUCGAGUGUUUUCAACACCAGACGCUUGUCAGUGGAGUUCUUUGAGCACUACUCCAAUGUGACUCUAGAGGAUCUCACGGCGAACUCGAGGCUCCCCUCGUUGCAGGAUCUGGAGUGCCUGACGGAUCUGGCCCUCCUGUCCAAGGAGCUUUCGUCCUCCAAGUUCUGGGCCCUGAAGAUGAUUGACUCCUGGGGCCUGCUGCCUUCGGGAAUGCUGGUGGGCAACUUCUGGAACUUGGGCAACUUCGACGAGUGCAUUGCAAUAGACCAUGCUGUGACCAGCAGUCACAGCAUCAAGGGCAAGUACUGCAUCUCCAAGGUGGCACCAGCUCCAACUGCGCUGCCCAUAUUAGCGCUCAAGUCAGCUGUCUGCUUUCCGGCCUCCUGUUCCGCCGCCAACAUGGACACUAUGCUCCGCAGGCUCUUCCAGCAGCUGCUCAGCGUGGAGAUUGGUCCAGAUGUGACGAUCGUGGCAGAGGAGACGUGCCAGACUGCAGUGAAGAAGCCGUACGAUGGCCUCGCCAUAUUCACCAUAGUGAUCGUAUCGAUUUUGGGUGCUUUAGUGGGUUCCUGCACUAUCUUCGACUAUUUCGUUUGCAAGGAUGCGAAAACCAUCCAUCCAGUGGUGAAAGCCUUCUCGGCACGAGCAAACUCGCGUGCCCUAUUUCGCAUUGUGGACACCAAGGCGAAUCCCAACGUCAUCGAUUGUCUUCACGGGAUCCGCUGCCUGUCCUUCAUCUGGGUGGUCUACGGUCAUGAGUACAUGGUGAUUGCCACGUCGCCCAACAUUAAUAUGGGUUACCUUCUGACGUGGCUCAACUCCUUCUACAGUCUGUUUGUAAAACACGCGGUCUAUGCUGUGGACUCAUUUUUUUUCCUGAGCGGUCUGUUGCUCGUGGUGAUUGCCCUGCGAUCAUUGGAAAGAACCAAGGGCAAGCUCAAUAUACCCCUGAUGUAUCUGCAUCGGUAUCUGCGACUCACCCCCAUCCUGGCCAUUGCCAUACUCUUCUACGUGAAGAUCCUGCCGCUGUGGGGAAGCGGGCCACUUAAGGGAUCGAUAGGCUUUGAUGACUACUCGGCGUGCGAGAGCACCUGGUACUGGACACUCCUCUAUGUGCAGAACUAUGCGACUGACAGCCUGUGCCUAAGUCAUUCCUGGUACCUGGCGGUGGACAUGCAGCUGUACAUCUUUGCACCCUUCCUCCUGAUCUGCCUGUACAAGUGGGGAAAGAAGGCGGCCGCCGGAAUCUUUGUUCUGAUGCUCCUUCUGGCCGGCUGCCUCUUCAGCAUCAUGGUCAUCAAUAAUUUAUCGCUCGGAAGCGGCGGUGAUUCGAUGAGGAGGCUCUACUACGCCACACAGACUCGUGCCUCUCCCUACCUCAUAGGCAUCCUGUUCGGCUACUUCCUUCACAUCAACCGGGGCAAGGAGUUCAAGCUGAAUCCCCUGGCUGUGCUCCUGGGAUGGCUGAUUGCGUUGUCACUGCUAGCCAGCUGCCUGUUUGCGGUCUAUGGUCAGAACACGUUGCCCAUUGUGGAGGAGGCCUUCUACGUAAGCCUAACCAGGAUCGCCUGGCCGCUCGGUCUCUGCUGGGUGGUCUUCGCCUGCAUGCACGGCUACGGAGGACUGGCCAACAGCUUCCUCUCCUCUCCCCUGUGGCAGCCGCUGUCCAGGCUAUCCUACUCCGCCUACAUCUUCCACAUGUUCAUCGAGAGCUUCAACGGUGGAAUCACGCACACUAGUACCUACUUCAGUGACUAUCAAGUGAUGCUUCGAUUCUGGUCGGACUUUGGCUUCACCAUUCUGUUCUCGUACCUCAUGCAUAUCCUGAUCGAAGCGCCCUUCGCCGCUCUGGAAAGCCUUUUGCUGCCCGCAAAGAGGCCAAGUUCCAAGCCAGCCGCGCUGGUGGAGCCCAGGAUGCCGGAGGUGAAGGCAACAGUCGAAGAAUCUCCGGUAGAGGAGCCUGCGCAAGCGACAUCCACGAUACCCGACGAAUAAGCGUUUCCGAUUCCAAACCGAUUCUUGAUCAAAAUCACUAGACGAUUUGAUAUAUUUAUGUCCAUCUGUCCGUCCGUAUAAACUAUAUAAGCUAUAAAGUUCGAUUCAGAAUGCAGAUACGCCUAAACUUUUUUUGAAUUUUUUAUUUUAUUAUUUGUCUGCGAUUGGGAAACAUCAUUCUUUCCAAGGCCUCCAGAGGCGCCUCAAUUAAAACGUAGAGCACGUAGGUCACCAGCAGGGUGAAGCCAAAGGUGGACCAGAAGUUGAGCAUCUGUGGAGUGGGAAGUGAAGCGAUCAAGUCCAACAGGAAUUUCGAGUGACCCUGCCUGCCGCACAGUUACCAUUUGAUAGUUGGAGAAGUACGUAUUGGUCUGAACGCUUCUGUUGGCGACUUCCAUGACGAAGAUGUGCCACAUGUAGGCGCCGUAGGAGAGCUUGGACAGCGGCUGCCAAAGUGGUGAGGAGAGGAAGCUGUUGGCCAGACUUCCAUAGCCCUGCAUGCACGCAAAGACCACCCAGCAGAGACCGAGGGGCCAGGCGAUCCGGACCAGUGUGUAGUAGAGGGCUCCUUCCAAUAUCGUGGGCGAUUUGCCCAGCAGCUUCGAGUACGGAUACAAGGCGAAGAUCGAAGUGAAGAGCAGGGCCAGGCUGAGCAGCCAGCCUGCCCAGACAGCCAGGGGGCUGAGCUUGAAUCUCCGGCCGCGGAUAAGAUGCAGAACAUCACAGUGAAGUCAUUCACCAUUAUGGUGGAAAACAGGCAGGCCGAGAGCAACAAAGUGACCACCAGGAUACCACCGGCCGCCUUCUUGCCCCACUUGUAGAGGGCGAUCAGCAGGAUCGGGGACGGAGGUACAGUUGCAUGUCCACCGCCAAGUACCAGGUAUGCGGCACGCACUGAGGAGCAAUAUUCAAUCCAUAGUUAGAUAGUUACAACUAAUGGAUACUCUUCACUGCAAUGGCAAUGGUACCACCGAACUUACAUAGAUGGCGCCAACGAACAACUCAAGUGAUGCAGGCGCCAUCUAUCGGAGUGACCUUCUAUUCGCUAACUUCUAAGGCAAUAUACACCAUCGAGAUCUUGGCGUUGAUACAGAGCCAUGCUGAUACGGACGGACUAGAUUGGCUUGUCUACUUCUACUGAUCAACUUGGACUUUCAACUCACCACAUCGGAAGUUGCGUAGUUCUGCACGUAGAGAAGGGUCCAAUACCAGGUCUUCUUGCACGCGGAGUAUUCGAAGAAGCCGAUGUCAUCAUACAUUGGACCGUCGGCGAAGAGGGGUAUCAUCUUGUAGAAAAACAGUAUGGCAAGGGCCACGACCGGGGUAAGGCGCAGAUAUCGGUGCAGAUACAUCAGCGGCACAUUCAGCUUUCCCUUGUUCCUGGAGGCAUGGAGAACGUUAGCCUGCUCACAGAUCGAUUCCCGUACAAGUUGACUCACUUUUCCAUGCUUCGCAGGCCAAUUGAAACCAGCAGCAAGCCAGCGAUGAAGAAGAACGUGUCCACCGACAAGGUGCCGUAGAGUAUGAAGCUCGAGAAGAGCUGCGACGCCCAUAUCAGGUUGUCCACUGGAUUCAUGGAAGGACCCUUCAUGUUGCCAAUGUACUCAUGGCUGAAGAACACCCAGAUCAGGGACAUGCACCGCAUGCCAUUGAGGCAGUGGAUCACAUUCGGAUUCGCCGAGUUCUCCACGAUGGUGAACAGCGAGCGCGAAGUGGCACGGGCUGAGAAGGCCCUGAUGGGACGGGGCAGCUUUUCUGCGGGUAGACAUAGAAACAUAGUACAUAUCUAUAUAGGCUGUAAUCCGAUUGAAGCCAGCUCUACUUACCCUGCUCCGGGCACAAGAAGUAGUCGUAGAGGGUGCACAGGAUCACCGUGGCGCCGAAUACGGACAGUAGAACGCUGAUGGGAGUCAGUUAGUAUGGAUAGAUCAGCUGGGAUGUGUCAUGGCACUACUCACACUGUGAAUAUGGUGAGCCCAUCCCAGGGUGCUUUAUCCUUGGUUCGGCACGAUGACUUGCUGAUGGAAAACAAGUUGGUCACAUCACUGACGCCAAGCAGCCGCUUGAGCAGUUGCUUUAGGUACAGCUCCAUGUUGCUCGCCGAGCAGGAGGAGGGCAGGCACACAGUUCUUAUGCUGAUCUCCUUCAGCAGCUCCGAAUUGAAGCCCAACCACUUGGCGACCGGCAGCUCCAUGAAUCAGUACUUUCCCUGGAUGUCCUGCGAUGAGGUGAGCAAUCCGCCCUCGGACAUGCACUCCCUGUAGUUGCCCAUGUCGACGCGGUCCCAUGACUGUGGUAUUCAUACGAAAUGUUCGCCAAAUUGUUGGUCAGUUAGUUGUCUGUCGCUGCCAUUCCGACAUUCGAAGUCAAGCGCUUUUCGGGACAGUUUUAGAUUUUGACAUGCAAUACUUACAUCUCGAUAUCCUGUGGUUUUCCCAGCUUUUGCUGAGAAAUGGAAAUUCGAACGAGUUUUCACUUUCGUCUAGGUGCCCAGCCAAAAGUGGAGGGGUGUGGCACGGACUGGUUUUCGCAUGAGUUUUGGACCAGAUUCGCAUUUCUUGGUUAUGCAACAGCCACACAUCAAGGUUACAGCGAGAAGGAACGCCCAAGGCAACGAACCGACUAACAGAUACCCAGCACUGUGAGUGAGUGCUUUGAAUGGUGGUGAGUGCCAUAUGUAAGAACUUCUAUACAUGUAAGAAGUAGAUCAUAAGAGCUUAAACUAUGACUUAAACUAGAUUAUGCUUAGCUGCCACUAAGAACUCAUUUGUGAUGAUUGCUUAUUUGGAAAGACCUGAACAACCGGUACAGCAGUCCAAAUCUAAUUUACAUGCAGAACUCAGGCCGCAAGAGUCAAAACUUUGGUCAAAACUUUCGGAAAAUCGAAGGUCCAAACUGGUUUUUCCCCCAAUUCGAUGCGAAUUGCAAACGAGAGGUAACCAUUGUCCAGUUGCGCCAAUGCUUGAAAAACCAAAAGCUGUUAAUUACUCUGGAAAUGAUUAAAUAUAUAUCUUGAAAAUCAAAUGCAACAGCCGCAGCCAGACCGAAAUUGAAAUUCAUAUUAUUAUGAGAGCAAAUCGUGACAGCCCCCCUAUUUUCGGCACAGUGGUACAAACUUGGCCAAUAAGUCAACGUAUAUGUAUUUUACCCAUUAGUAAGCACACUUCGUGGAAUCUGAAGACACCUGGAAUAGUCUGAUAACCCUAAUUGUUCCAUGAACUGUUUUGAGGAA
Molecule: messenger RNA, 5435 nt
Organism: Drosophila sechellia
Lineage: Eukaryota; Metazoa; Arthropoda; Insecta; Diptera; Drosophilidae
Product: nose resistant to fluoxetine protein 6
Exons: 10
Coding region: 77-2203 (708 amino acids)
Molecular function (GO): acyltransferase activity, transferring groups other than amino-acyl groups
Source: RefSeq, a predicted model, not a curated record